This is a messenger RNA of Pseudophryne corroboree (corroboree frog), 7558 nucleotides long. RefSeq names its product spectrin beta, erythrocytic (gene SPTB). Gene Ontology annotation, molecular function: phospholipid binding; structural constituent of cytoskeleton; actin filament binding. The coding region runs from base 171 to 7202 and encodes 2343 amino acids. Gene Ontology annotation, biological process: actin cytoskeleton organization. The transcript is spliced from 36 exons. The record is from RefSeq and is a predicted model, not a curated record. NCBI's taxonomy places the organism in Eukaryota, Metazoa, Chordata, Amphibia, Anura, Myobatrachidae. Gene Ontology annotation, cellular component: spectrin; cell junction; cortical actin cytoskeleton.
UGAAAGUGUAUUUGUGACCUUUUUUCAGCUGUCCUUUCUCCUUUGUCCCUAAGUUUUACUUCAUCGUCACCAUUGUGGUGGUGACAUUGGACCCAGUGUGGGAGUUGGGCUGGAUACAACAAGGAAUGCACAGUUUAUGCUGACGUGGAACCAACCAACAGAACAAGAAAAUGGAGACCACCGAUUUUGACAAUCUGGAAAUUGAGCAGCAGUACAGUUGUGUGAACUCUCGCUGGGAAGCCACGGAAGAUAACCUGGACAAUGACAACUGCUCAGCGCGCAUGUUUGAAAGAUCUAGAAUUAAAGCCCUGGCAGAUGAACGUGAAAUCGUGCAAAAGAAGACGUUUACAAAAUGGGUGAACUCGCACCUGUCUAUCGUGAGCUGCCGGAUUUCGGAUCUCUACUUGGACCUAAGAGAUGGGAAAAUGUUGCUAAAACUAUUAGAGGUGCUUUCAGGGGAGCAGCUGCCACGAAGAACUAAAGGGAGAAUGAGAAUACACUGCUUAGAAAACGUAGAUAAGUCUCUUCAUUUUCUCAAAGAACAAAGAGUACAUCUAGAAAAUAUUGGUCCCCAUGACAUUGUUAAUGGUAAUCACAGAUUAAUACUGGGUCUCAUCUGGACUAUUAUAUUACGAUUUCAGCUACAAGACAUUAUUUUGGAGACAACAGACAGGGAAACUCAUUCUGCUAAGGAUGCUUUGCUCCUAUGGUGUCAGAUGAAGACGGUUGGGUAUCCCAAUGUCAAUAUCACCAAUUUCACAUCCAGUUGGAAGGACGGGUUAGCUUUCAAUGCCCUUAUCCACAAACACAGGCCUGAUUUGAUCAACUUUGAAGAACUGAAGAAAUCCAACGCGAAAUAUAACCUAGAACACGCAUUCAAUGUGGCUAACAGACAGCUUGGCAUUACUCAGCUUCUUGAUCCAGAGGAUGUGUGUACUGAAAAUCCUGAUGAGAAAUCGAUUAUCACGUAUGUAGUGGCAUUUUAUCACUACUUCUCCAAAAUGAAGGCUUUGGCCGUGGAAGGCAAAAGAAUCGGCAAGGUUCUGGAGAAAGUCACUGACAUAGAGAAGAUGAUACAUGGGUAUGAAAGACUUACUUCCGAUCUACUGACAUGGAUAGAACAAACCAUCAUUUCUCUCACAAACUUGAAAUUGGCUAAUAAUCUGUUGGGUGUUCAGCAGCAGCUGGAGUCCUUCAGUGUGUACAGAAAACAAACGAAACCUCCAAAAUGUAAAGACAAGAUGGAACUAGAGGCCUUACUGUUCUCUAUACAGUCUAGAAUGAGGGAGAACAAACAGAAGGUGUACAUACCGCAUGAUGGCCAGCUGGUGUCCGACAUCAAUAGGGCAUGGGGCUAUCUGGAAAAGGCAGAGCAUGAACAUGAGACAGCUUUGAGGAAUGAGCUGAUUCGGCAGGAGAAGCUGGAACAGUUGGCAAAACGUUUCGAUCACAAAGCCAGGAUGAGAGAGGAGUGGGUGGCUGAAAACCAGCACCUCAUUUCACAGGAUAAUUUUGGCUGUGAUUUGCCUUCGGUGGAUGCGGCAGAGAAGAAGCAUGAAGCCAUUAAGACAGAUAUCUUUGCGUAUGAAGGGCGCAUUCAAGCAUUAGUCAAUGUGGCAAAAGAACUGGAAAAUGAGAGAUACCAUGACAUAGACAGGAUUAAUGCCAGAAAGGACAACAUCUUACGCCUGUGGCAGCACCUCCUGGAACGGCUACAUGAUCGGCGCCAAAGGCUCAAUAUGAACCUUGAGCUUCAAACCUUGUUCCAGGACAUGCUGCAUACUGUUACUUGGAUGGAUGAAGUGAAGAAUGGCCUUAUGUCAAUGGGUUUUGGGAAACACCUCAACGAAGUGGAAUAUUUACUUCAGAAACACACCUUGGCCGAAGCUGACAUAAAGGCUCAGGAUGAGAAGGUCAAGUCAUAUAAUAAAGCGAUGCAGAAGUUCGUCACUGCAGAAGGGUACAAGCCUUGUGAUCCACAACUGAUUAAAGAUCGAGUUCACCACCUGGAACUCUGUUACCAAGAUCUUGUAGCCCUGGCAGCUCAACGUAAGGCCCGGCUGCAACAGUGCAGGUGUAUGUGGGCUUUCUUUAGAGACAUGGAUGAGAUACAAAGAUGGAUAAAGGAGAAAGAACAGAUUUAUACUGCUAUGGACUUUGGAAAAGAUCUUACCACCAUCUCCAUCCUUCAAAGAAAGCAAAAGGCUUUUGAAGAUGAAAUCAAAGGCUUUGAAUCUAAUUUACAGCAAACUGUCAAAGAUGGAGAAUUGAUGAUUGCCAACAAGCACUAUGCGGCACCUAAGAUCCAGGAACAAAUUGAGACUGUCCAACGAGAAUGGUCACAGCUGAAAGAUCUGGCUGUCUUCCGUUUGAAAGUUUUGCGUGAUACUGAAAACUUCUUCCAGUUUCAGGUUGAUGCUGAAGAUUUGGUCACUAGAAUGCAAGAAACGUACACUAUCAUGCAAACGGAUGACAUUGGUCAUGAUGAAUAUUCCACCAAUGUGCUGAUAAAGAAACAUAAAGAUCUCCUAGAUGAUAUCAUGUUAAACAGGAAAGCCUUGGAAGGCCUGAACUACCAGGUUCAAACUUUUCCAGAGGAAUACAAAACAUCCCCUGAGAUAGACGGCCAUCUUCAAAGACUGAAAGCCCUCUACUCUAAUCUGGCAGCUCUAGCAGAUUUGCGGUCUCAGAAACUUCAGGAUAAUCUGGCAUAUUACAGAGUUCUUGGGGAAAUAGAUGCUUGCGAGAUGUGGAUGGAUGAGAAGGAGAAGUGGCUUGCAAAGUUGGUGAUUCCAGAAUCCUUGGAGGACAUGGGAGUUGUUCAGCAUAGAUUCAAUACUCUGGGUCAAGAAAUUAAUGCCUUGGGUUCCCAAAUCCAGAACGUGAAUAGUGCAUCUGAUGCUCUCUUUGAAAGUGGACAUCCCAACAGAAAACAAGUGAAGCAGGGCCAGGAUCACAUGAACACCAGGUGGGGUGAGUUUCAAGCAAUGGUAGCACAUAAAAGAAAAGCUGUUGAUUCCGCCCUGGGUCUUUACAAUUAUGGUCUGGAGUGCGAAGAGACCAAGAACAGGAUAUUGGAGAAGAUCAAUGUGGUUGAUUCUAUUCAGAAUCUUGGAGACGAUCUGGCUUCUGUCAUAUCAAUCCAGAGGAAACUGUAUGGUAUUGAGCGAGAUCUUACAACUAUUGAAGCUAAACUCAUAAACCUCCAAGAAGAAGCCCAGAAACUGGCAAACGAAAAUCCCGAGCAUGCCCAAGAAAUUUUUGACAGAUUGAUUGAGCUCAACAACGUCUGGCAAGAUCUGCAGAAUGCACUACAAAGUCAAGAGGACUCGCUGGGGGAAAGCAGCAAACUGCAGAAACUCUUAGUUGACUUGUUAGAUUUUGAGACUUGGCUCUACAGAGCUCAGCAGGCAACAGCUUCAGAAGAUUCACCCACCUCACUCAAAGAAGCAGAGCAGCUAUACAAUAACCACCUUGCCCUUAAAAAGGACAUGGAACAACAUGAAUCUGAUUUCUAUGAUGUUGUUGACACAGGCAACAAUGCAACAAAAGGACAAGAUGACCCUCAAUACCAGCAACUAGACCAAAGAGUAAAAGACAUAGAGGUUGGGUGGAGUGACCUUCACCGGAUGUGGGACAACCGAGAGAUUUUUCUUAAGCAGUGCUUGGAAUUCCAGAAGUUCCUGAAUAAUGCAAAGCAGUCUGAAGCCAUUUUGAACAAUCAGGAAUACACCCUUGCUUAUACUGAAUUACCCGAUACAUUGCAAGCAUCUCAGAACAGACAAAAGAAACAUGAAGAGUUUUUGUCUACCAUGAAAAAUAAUGAAGAAAAGAUUACUGGGACAAUAGAAAAUGCAGCAAAAUUGGAGGAAGAUAAAAACAUUUUUGUCGAUCGGGCUUUGGAGAAAGCGGCCUCACUGCAUGAUAGGUACGCAGUAAAUGUGGAUAAAGCAAAACAGUUCUCCCUUCUGCUGAAAGAUCAUGUUGCUCUUCAGGAUUUCUUGGAAAACUGUGAUGAGUUAACGUUGUGGAUCAAUGAAAAAAUGUUAACUGCUCAGGAUACAUCCUAUGAAGAAGCUCACAACAUACACAGCAAGUGGCUAAAACACCAAGCUUUCAGGGCAGAAAUUGAUUCCAACAAGGACAGACUGCAGAAGAUCGAUAAGGAAGAAAAGCAGUUGGCACAGGAAAAACCACAAUUUGCCCCACUAAUCUCUAGAAAACUUAGUGCUCUGCAUGAGCAGUGGGAUGAGCUGGAGUCUACAACCCUGAAGAAAGAGCAGUCUCUGUUUGAUGCACACCGCUCUGAGUUAUAUGAGCAAAGGUUUGCAGACAUAGCAAAGUGGACAAAUGACAUAGAGCAGCAGGUAACAUCCGAUGACUAUGGAAAGGACUUGACAAGUGUUAAUAUUCUUCUCAAUAAGCACAAGAGGACUGAGGACAAGAUAGAUCAGAAGAAGAAAGAAAUGGAUGAAGUUGUCCCAGAUGCACCAUCGCAAGAUACAGGCAAUGAACUUGGUGAAAAGGAACAAGAUGUUAAAGUACGGUUCCUGCAACUUCAAGCACCAAUGCAAGAAAGGAAAAGAAAACUGCAGUCCUCAAAGCAAGUUCACCAACUGCAUCGGGACUUGGCUGAUGAAACUCUCUGGAUUCAGGAGAGGAUGCCCCUCGCAAAGUCCAAAGAUUACGGAACUAAUCUUCAGAUGGUACAGAUGCUACUGAAAAAGAACCAGACUUUGCAGAAAGAAAUCGCAGGUCAUGGGCCAAGGGUAGACGAUGUUAUUAAAAAAGCAGAGACUAUAGAAGAUGAACCAGAUGUUGACUCUCAACCAAUCAGAAAACAGUGUCAGUUCCUGCAAGAGCAAUGGGAUCAGCUGAACGCAGCAACAAUAAACAGACAGAAAUCCCUUAACCAGGCAAAUGAGGCUCAGCAAUACUAUAUGGAUGCCAGUGAAGCGGAGGCUUGGAUCGACGAGCAACAGCUUUAUAUGAUUGGAGAUGAAACGCCAAAGGAUGAGGAAAGCGUGGUUCUGAUGUUGAAGAAGCACCUGAUUUUGCAACAUGGAAUAGAACAAUAUGGAAAAAAUGUCAAAGAUCUGGCAGAUCAGUCUCAGAAACUUCUGGCAUUAGAACAUCCUGAUGGUGAACAGAUAAUUCGACACCAGGGAAACCUAGAGAAGCAGUACGCAGCACUGCGGGAGGUGGCAGAUCAGCGGAGACAGAAUCUUGACAACAUCUAUCACAUGUUUCAGUUGAAGCGUGAAGUGGAAGACUUGGAGCAGUGGAUUGCUGAGAGAGACAUCAAGGCUUCAUCUCAGGAAAUGGGUCAAGAUUUAGAUCAUGUGACUGUGCUGCGAGACAAAUUCCGUGACUUUGCCAAAGAGACGGGAACAAUUGGGCAAGAACGUAUUGACAAUGUGAACAUCUUGAUUGAAGAACUAAUUGAUGCUGGUCACUCCGAAGCUGCGAUGAUUGCAGAAUGGAAAGACAACCUAAACGAGAGCUGGGCCGAUUUGCUGGAGCUGAUCGAUACCCGCAUCCAGCUCUUGUCUGCGUCUUACGAUCUUCAUAAAUUCUUCUAUGACGGCACUGAGAUUCUGAGCAUGAUUGAGGAGAAGCACAAGGACCUACCGGAAGAGCUUGGCAAAGACGUACACACUGCAGAGUCCUUGCACAGAGUACACUCAGCCUUUGAAAGGGAUAUUCAUUUUAUUGGGUCACAGGUCCAGACUUUCCAAGACAUAGCAGCACGUCUUUACACUGCCUAUGCAGGAGAUCAAGCCGUGGACAUCCAGGUGAAGGAGAAGGAAGUGGAGGAGGCAUGGAAAGCCCUACUGGAUGCCUGUAGUGGUCGCCGCAACGAACUGAUCAGUGCCUCAGAGAAAUUCAGUUUCUUCAGCAUGGUUCGAGAUUUAAUGCUCUGGAUGGAAAGUAUGAUAAGACAUAUUGAAACCCAGGAAAGACCAAGAGAUGUGUCAUCUGUUGAAUCCCUAAUAAAGUACCACCAAGAACUGAGAUCUGAAAUUGAGGCCAGAAACCCAAAUUACGCCAAAUGUGUUGAAUUAGGUCACACUCUGCUGGCCCGUCAUCAUCCAUCUUCAGAAGAGAUAAAGGAAAAGCUUGAACAACUCUCAGGAAGACGGACAGAGAUGAUGGAGAAAUGGGAGAAGCGUUGGGAUUGGCUUUCGAUUUUGUUGGAAGUCUGCCAGUUUUCAAGAGAUGCCUCCAUGGCAGAAGCCUGGUUGAUUGCCAAGGAGCCUUAUUUGUUAACAAAGCAUGUAGGAAAUAGUGUAGACGAUGUGGAAAAGUUAUUAAAGAAGCAUGAAGCCUUUGAGAAAUCCACCGCAACAUGGGAAGAGAGAUUUGCAGCACUGGAACGGCUGACCACGUUGGAAUUACUGGAAAUCAGGAAAUAUCAAGAAACCAGAAGUCUACAAAUGGCGCUUGCAGCUGAUGCUGAAACAAGAGAGGUUCAGGCAGAAAUUCAUGUCCGGCCAAAAGAAGAAAGAGAGCUCAUACAGCCAGACAGCCAGACAUCUGAGGACCCUGCCCAGGCAACAGAAGUAAAAGACUUUGAAUUGCCCAGCGCAGAGGACAUUAUUGAAGAAACACAAGACACAGAGCAAUGGAAGCGCACGGAAGAUGAGCGUGAGGCAGAACACACUGGGCGGACUGAAUAUAGUCUAAUACGACCAACUACGAUUUUGACGGAAGAGGUUUCUACUCUCCCAGCAGGAGUAGCUAGUCCCGUUAGUGUCCAGAUGGAGGGGUAUUUACUAAGAAGACAUGACUUAGAAGGAUCACCAAAAAAAGCUCAAAACAGGUCUUGGAACAAUGUCUACUGUGUGCUAGCAAACAAUGAGUUAUAUUUCUACGAAAAUACCAAAGCCUUUGCUCUACAAGAGACUUUCCAUGGUGCAGAUGCGCUUUUCUUAGGCAAUGUGGCUUGUGAGGCUGUAGCAGAUUCUAAGAAGAAGAAGCAUGUGUUCAGGCUUAGGCUGGGUGACGGCAAUGAGUGGCUCUUCCAGGGGAAGGAUGAGGCUGAACGUCAAGCAUGGAUUGAUCAACUUAGAACAUCAAUUGCGGAGACAUCCAAUCAAAAGCCGAAGUCUAAAAGCCUGCCUCCCCCUUCCACGUCUGCCUCAGAUGGCAAGCCAGACAAGAAGAAGAAAAGAUUCAGCUUCUUCCCUUCAAAAAAAUAACAUCUACAGAAAUCAGAUCCAUUGAAAAAAGUAUGGUCUGAUUCUUGACUAAAGCAAAACACCUGAUCGCUGCAGUUCCUGGCAGGGGGACCAUACACUCUGUUCUAAGCACCUUCAAGCAAACCAAAUUGUCAAAAGGAAGCCUGCUAAAGUGUUACAGCGAACCAGUUGCCUAGACACAGCGGAGGCUCCCGUUUUUGUUAGCUGAACCAAUAUGCGGCCAAUCAGUUCACUAGAAACCUCUGAUGUCAAAAAGUUAGGCCUCAGUUUCUAGUGAACUGAAAAACUGUGGGGUCUAUUUACUAAGCCUUAAUGGAGUAAAAAGUGGAUGGAGAUAAAGUACCAGCCAAUCAGCU